AUGGGGACCGGCAAGCACGCGAAAGCACUCACCGUACAAAACUGGAAUGGUUGUACACGUAACUUUAAUACUUCAUUACGAAUACCAUUGCCACCUGCUCCAAUUCGACGUGUACAGGGUGUUGUUUUUGCUGAAGAGUCGCUUAUUGUGCACCUCGCGUGCCAUUGUGACUUCGAAGCUAUGAAACGCUUUUAUGUGGGCACAAUGGGAAUCUUAUCUCUGCCUACUGUAAUGUCAGCUUGA
Messenger RNA from Leptosia nina, 243 nucleotides. The record is from the annotation of a GenBank genome assembly. Lineage: Eukaryota; Metazoa; Arthropoda; Insecta; Lepidoptera; Pieridae.